AUCUGGCAGCCGGUUAAGCCUUUGAUAAAACGUUUUCUCGAUACAGGCAACGCUACGGCCACGAAAGCAGCCGCGAGGUCCAGCAAGUGGGCGUGCGUGCGUGCGUGCGUACACUUCGCUGCAGAACGCUCGUUGUGGUCUCGCCGCCACAUCCAUGAUAAGUGGUGCACAAACCCUCAUACGAGGGUAUCCAUCCGGUCACAGGCCCGCGAAACUGUCUUCAGAAGUACCCGCGUAACUGUCUGAACAAAUCUGCUUUGGUUCGCUGGAUCGUAAUAUAGCAAUGUUACUGUGCCUACUACGCUGUAGUUUUAAGUGAGUCCUAUUAAGUGUACAUCGUGCCGGUUCGACAGAUAGAUCUAGCUGAUCGGCGACGCAGCUUCUCUCGAAACGCGGAGUGUCGCGGUCAGCCACCAUGGCUAUCACUAGCCCGUAACACUAGCAGCGUCGAAACAGGAACAUAUUCCUUUCCGACGGACACAGUCAGCUUGGGCCAAACCCAUUACCGCACACUGAAGAGCCGGAGGCAAGUCCGAAAUCCGUUAUAUCCUUGAAUAAGAGCGAACUCGACAGAGAAUAGAAGCACUGCUAACCUUAACAAGCUCUCACCUUCGGAAGAGCCCAACAUGUCAACGGUACAAAACAAGAUGCGUUCUUUUGUGCGCAGCAUUUUGCUGGUCACAGCUCUUUUGACUGUAGCAUCGCGAGGAUCUCCACUGCACCCACGGCUCGACAGCGGCAGCGACAACAAAAGUAGUUCGGCAACCGCGCCCUUAUCGAUUUCGACCAACGGGACAUUUCCACACAACGUUAACGAUAAUCUGCUAGUUAGCGGCCUGGCGGCGAACAACAAAACCGCACCAAAGCUUAUAGUGACAUCUACUGUGAGUGGUGAACCCUGUGAAACUGAGCCUUUCUGCGAAACCGAAGAACAUCCCGUCCCCGAUGAUAUUCAACUGAAGGUACUGGAACAGAACUUCAACCGACUUCGUCCAUUCUUCAAUAAAGACCCGAUCAACCCUCCGGAUUUGUAUCGUAGCCCUAUAUUCUUCGAUGGCGACGACGAAUUCGUGCAGGCGUGCGAGACGAAGAGCUGGACGAUCGAUAGACCAAAGGAGGUUCGCGAUAUCGACGGGCAGCGGCAUUUUCUGUUAAAUCCGGAACUUGGAGGAUAUCGUCAGUCCAUCACUCUUUUGCGAUGCAGCGACGAGCAACAGCCAUGCCGAAAUAUUGAGCACAUCUUACCGUCUUCAAAACCCAGCCGAUGCGAAACCCGUUUCUGGCAUCGUCAAAUGACUGCUAUCAAUCAGAAUACAUUGGAACCGUACGAGAUCAUCGUGAAAGUGCCCGCCGCCUGCAACUGCUAUAUAAAAGCUACCAUUGAUUAUUACUCAUCCCCUUUGAAGAAUUAACAUAAAAAAUGAUUCCAUAAAAUUAUUGCUGCUCCCUAUCGAGCUUACAGACCUUUGGUCCUUGACGGGACUCGGUCACGGUGUUUUAUUUGCACAGGAGUCGACAUGAUGGCGCGCUAACGAACACCUUUUCGUCCUUUUCAUUCGUAACCCUUUCUUGACUUGUUUCCUAUGAUGAAAAAUUGUUUGUAUAAGAUCUGGGUUUAGUCAAGUAGGAAAUUCUACAGUUCAAAUGAUAGGUGUAGUUAGCCUCGUCGUACCGUAAGUGAUAGUCGAAUGGACGUCUGAGCGCCCGAUGAAUUUUCGCUAUAUACUCUUCAUGCAAAUCCACUUGACCGAGUACAACGACGUAACAUAUAAUUAAGACAAACACCUGGAAUCCCAGUUUAUUAUGUUUUGUUAAUAUAUGGGCUAUAUAUAGAUAAUAUAUUGUUAAUAACAAACUACUUUUCAGAUUGAAUUAAAUGUUAAUUAUGAAUAUGGAUAUUUUAUUGUAGCAUAUUAUCGGAUGACUCAGACACACACGCAAACCUGGGAGUCUUUCAGUACAAAUACGAUGCUUCUCACAGAGAUUGCGGCCAAACAUGUGUCUAAA
Varroa destructor (honeybee mite) is the source of this 2007-nucleotide messenger RNA. RefSeq lists its product as uncharacterized. Gene Ontology annotation, cellular component: extracellular region. NCBI's taxonomy places the organism in Eukaryota, Metazoa, Arthropoda, Arachnida, Mesostigmata, Varroidae. The record is from RefSeq and is a predicted model, not a curated record. Gene Ontology annotation, molecular function: Toll binding; growth factor activity. Gene Ontology annotation, biological process: central nervous system formation; innate immune response.